Molecule: messenger RNA, 948 nt
Organism: Gossypium raimondii (Peruvian cotton)
Lineage: Eukaryota; Viridiplantae; Streptophyta; Magnoliopsida; Malvales; Malvaceae
Product: 36.4 kDa proline-rich protein
Exons: 2
Coding region: 154-738 (194 amino acids)
Source: RefSeq, a predicted model, not a curated record
CCUUUCGAACCAAGCCCAUCUUCACGUGAUGUGCUUCUGCUUCUAGGGCUUGUUCAUUUUUGUUUGUUUUCUUCUACUCUUUGAUAUUUUGCUUAUAAAUCUUGCUUCUUUACAAUCCUUUUUUACACUCAAUUCUCUCUUUGGGUUUGAAAAAUGGAGUCCAACACCAAAAUGUCAGCUCUUCUUUUGAUUUGCAUGCUUUUCAUUUCUUCAGUGACACCAAUUCUUGGGUGUGGUUCAUGUGGGAAAGCACCACACAAGCAUCGAAAGCCUAAGGGAAAGUCCCCUAAAGGUCCCAUCACUUUGCCUCCCCUUGUGAAACCUCCAAUCAAGUUGCCACCGGUUGUUCCUCCAAUAGUUAAGCCACCCAUUGACCUCCCUCCGGUUACAGUCCCUCCAAUUAACCUCCCUCCAGGGACGGUUCCUCCAGUAACUAAGCCACCAAGUGGGAAACCCUGCCCAACACCACCAACCAAGGACACUUGCCCCAUUGACACACUGAAAUUGGGUGCUUGUGUGGAUCUGCUGGGAGGGUUGGUGCACAUUGGACUAGGUGACCCGGUUUUGAAUCAAUGUUGUCCGGUUCUUUCAGGACUCGCCGAGCUCGAAGCUGCGGUCUGCUUGUGCACCACCCUCAAACUUAAGGUUCUCAACCUUAAAAUUUAUGUGCCACUGGCUCUUCAACUCCUUGUCACAUGUGGGAAAACACCCCCUCCUGGUUACACUUGCUCUCUCUAAAACCAAGUUGCUAGGUUGAUGGAAUGGACAUGAGAGGAUGUCGAGCUUUUCUCUUUGUUUCUUAGUUGGAUUGGAAAUCUGAUGCAGUGUUUAUUGUAACACCAAUUAAUUUUUUUUUCUUUUAAAAGAUUGUUGCAACUUGCAAGUGUGUUUCUGUAUCUUCCACCAAAAAAAAAAAAAGCAAUCAAGAAUUAUAUUUGUCUUUGGUCA